UCGAUACCUGGGACUUGUAUCACCUGUAGACUUGAUCAUAAACUGAAACCAACGGGCUUUAUUUUCAGCCGGUACAAUUUAUGCAGUUGAUAACAGAUAAAAACUCGACAGAGGGCCAACAGUUAUAAACUUGCGCGGGGAAAAGAUUUCUUGCCAAAGUCGGAGAUGGCAAUGGGUAAAAUAUUUCGAGUGUUUCAUAAAUUACCACCCGACCAAGAUACUCCAUACAGUGUUAUCCUAGAAAACAAGAAUCAAGAAGAUACUUUGAUGUUUGAAUCAAAUGCAAUAGUCGUCUUAACAUCCUCUGAAGGAGAAACUGUGAAAAAACUGUAUACAAAGCUUUUAGAUGCAUAUGGUUGCCUAGGUGUGUUAAAUCUGAAUGGAGGUAAUCAAGCUAUUCUAUACAUGGUGUUAGUAACAUCUUGUAUAUCUGUAGGAAAGAUUGGAGAAACAGAAGUGUUUAAGAUAACUGCAGUCCAACUGCUGUCAUUACGUAAUGAACCAUCAGAUGAAGAUAGGGUUGUUGAAGUAAAAAAAUUGUUGAGUUCGGGAACAUUCUAUUUCACAUGGUCUGCACAUGGUUCCCCUUGGGAUUUAAGUCUGUGUGCCCAGAGAAAACAGCAAGAUCAGGAAUCAGAUAAUAGAUUUUUUUGGAAUCGUCUGCUUCAUGUUCAUUUUCGAAGAUAUGGUAUUCAAUGUGACCAAUGGUUAUUAAAGAUUAUGUGUGGAGCUGUGGAAAUAAGAACUAUUUAUGCAUCCCACAGGCAAGCCAAAGCAUGUCUGAUAUCUAGAUUAAGUUGUGAAAGAGCUGGUACUCGUUUCAAUGUAAGAGGAACAAACGAUGAUGGUCACGUAGCAAAUUUUGUAGAAACAGAACAGGUAAUAUUUCUAGAUGAUCAGGUUUCUUCAUAUGUACAGACUAGAGGUUCUGUUCCAUUGUUCUGGGAACAACCAGGUAUUAAUGUUGGGGCACACAAAGUUCACAUGUCCAGAGGUUAUGAAGCAUCUGCACCAGCAUAUGAUAGACAUAUCCAAAUGAUAUGUAAACAAUAUGGUGAACAGGUUAUUGUCAAUCUUCUUGGAUCAAAAGAAGGGGAGAGAAUGUUAAGUCAGGCUUUUCAGAAUCAUCACAUGGCAUCUUCACAUAAGGAUAAAGUACCAUUUUGUCAUUUUGACUACCAUUCUGAGAUAAAAGGAAAUAAUUUGAAAAAUUUAGAAAAACUGAGGGCUAAACUUCAGAUGUAUUUAACAGAAUUUGGUUUUUAUUGUGGUGAUGCAACACAAAUAAUAAAAAAACAAAGUGGUACAAUAAGAACGAAUUGUUUGGAUUGUUUAGAUAGAACCAAUGCUGUUCAAGCAAUGUUAGCUAUGGAAAUUUUGGCAAGUCAAAUAAAAAGUUUGGGUUUAGACAACAAACCACAGAUGUUAUCAAGAUUUCAAGAAGUUUACAAACAAAUAUGGGGUUUAAAUGGAGAUCAUGUUAGCAGAAUUUAUGCUGGAACUGGUGCAUUAGGUGGUGGACGUUCAAAAUAUUCAGAUGCUGCUCGAUCAGCAACAAGGGCUAUACAGAAUAAUUUUCUAGACAAUAGUAAACAAGAAGCCAUAGAUAUUCUGCUUUUAGGAGAUACUUUAUUAGGAGAAUUAACGGAUAAAGCUAGAGCAUUACUAACGGCUCGCAGUUUGCAUGCUUCUUCAGACAUAAUACAGGCUAUGGUAACUAGAUAUAAGGAGUAUACAGUUCCGGUAAAAUUACGAAUAGGUGUUUGUACCUGGAACGUAAAUGGUGGAAAACAUUUUCGGAGUAUAGCUUAUAAACAUCAAUCUUUAGCUGACUGGUUAUUAGAUGCUUAUAAAACUGUAGCCAUGUCCAGACCAGGUGAUAUAGAUGACGAUAUUGACUAUACUACACCUGCUGAUAUCUAUGCUAUAGGUUUCCAGGAAAUUGUUGAUCUCAAUGCAAGCAAUAUCAUGAAAGCAAGUACAACUAAUGCCCAAGAAUGGCAAAAAGAAUUAAUGAAAACAAUAUCUCGUGAUUAUAAAUAUGUAGUUUUAACCAGUAUACAACUAGUUGGUGUUGUUCUGUAUGUCUUUAUCAGACCACAUUUAGCUCCUUAUAUUAGAGAUGUUGCAGUAGAAAAGGUCAAGACUGGUUUCGGUGGUGCCACAGGCAACAAAGGAGGAGUAGCUAUCCGAUUUCUGAUGCAUUCGACUUCUAUUUGUUUUGUAUGUGCUCAUUUAGCAGCUGGUCAGUCACAAGUGAAUGAUAGAAAUGCUGAUUAUACUGAAAUAAUGAGAAGAAUGUCUUUCCCCAUGGACCGUUCGAUUCAAAGUCAUGAUUAUGUAUUUUGGUGUGGAGAUUUUAAUUAUCGUAUUGAUAUGACAGGAGAUGAGGUUAAGGAAUGUGUGAAAAAUAAUGAGUUAGAACCAUUGCAGGAAUGUGAUCAGCUGAAUAAGGAAAGAGAACAAGGAAGGACAUUCCAGGGAUUCAAAGAAGCAAAAACUAAUUUCCCACCAACCUAUAAAUAUGAUCUGUUUAGUGAUGAUUAUGAUACAAGUGAAAAAUGUCGGGCACCAGCUUGGACUGACAGAGUUUUAUGGCGGCGAAGAAAUGUACUACCUGAACAAGAUGGGGAAGAUCAUUCUUUGGACUCUGACAAGCCAAUAUUAUAUACUAGGGCAGAAUUACGCACGUCGGACCAUCGACCAGUUAUAGCAAUGUUUGAUAUUGAGGUCUUGGCAGCCGAAGAAGAAAUCAAAGGAAAUAUAUUGCAAGAAGUAAUUAGUCAGCAAGGACCUCCAGAUGGUACUGUCAUUAUUUCCAUGGCAACAGGAACUAGUAUAACUGAUGAAAUUGUAGAUGAGAUUGUUGCAAUAUUUAAUGAAGUUGGAGAAAUAAUUGUUGUCAGAUUUGUUGGGGAAGAGAUGUGGAUUAUUUAUCGUAGGGGACGGUGUGCUCUUGAGGCACUGCAAUAUGACCAGAAAGUGAUUAGUGCUGGUGUAAUCAGUGUUCGAUUACGUACAGAAGACUGGAAAGCUGUUAUAGAGGAAGAAAUGAAGCUUUGCUCAGAAAAUACGGAAGCCAUGUGCAAUAUGUUUACAUAUAGUUUAUUGGGUGAUGAUUUUGAUGUACCAUCUCAGGAGUUCAGCAUGGAAGAUGUAGAUGAUGAUGAUGAGUUUUCAAGUGAAAAUCUAACAGUUACAAAUGCUGUAUCUUCACGUUCUAAUACACCACUUUCAGGUCGCAGUAGUCCAGCGAGAUCUGAUGAGGGCACAUCAGAUUCAAAAGGGAGACCACCUACUCAACAACAAUCAAAUAAUUGCCUUUCCAGUCAAAUUGGACCACAAGUGACAGAUUCAUCCCAAAAUAGUUUGGUAUCGUCAUCUUCAGAGAUUGUUAGAAAAGAGCCCCCUGCUAGACCAUUUACUCAACCUGCAAAACCUUCAGCCCCUCAACGCCCACCAGGCGGUCCUCCAACUUCUGCUCCAUCUACUGCACCAGGACUUCCAAGUAGACCUGGCUAUACACCCAGCAUACACAAACCACUAAGACCUCAGCCUUCAGCAAAAAUGAAGAAGGGCCAACAGGUCACAUCUAUUGGCCUUCCAAUGGGUGCAAUGCACCAGGGCCAUGCUUCUAAUGAAGCAGAAGCACGGAAUCUGAUUGAAAAACUAAUGAGUGGCACAAAUAUUCAACCACAACGGAUUUCAAUGCAUGGAAAACCAACUACAGCUUCUAUGGGGUUGCCUGACCAGAAACCAAUUGUGAGAAGCAAAACUGAUGAAAAUAUUGAUGAUAGAAACUUAGCUGAUACAAUAAAAAUUCCUGUACCAAAACAGAGAUUUCGAAGUAUGGAGAAACUGACAUCAGACUCACAACCCCUGAACAGUACUGCACCUUUUCAUAUAUCAGAAUCAUGCCUAACACCUACUAGAAGCUCAACACACAACAUGGACGAAAAAAUUGCAUUUAUUCAUUCCCUUGAUGCCCCUGUCAAUCUAGGCAGAGAAUCUCAAGUAGAUCCAUUUGAUACCAGUACUAUUCCAACUCAUUACAUGAAUAAACCACCACCACCAAUACCUGUUAGAACAGUAUUACAUCAGGACAACCCUACACAUUCCACAGAUAAUUUUAAGCCCUUAUCUCCACACCACUCAUGUCCUGAUAUAAGUCCCCCAGCAAUACCUGAUUCAAAUAUUACAUCUGAAGCUCCAUGUCCAAAACCAAGAUUUCACAAUUCAGAAAAAAAAAAAUCAAUGUUUCCACUAUUACCUGAUGAACUUCCGAGUGCAUCUGAAUCUAAACAAACAAAAUCAGGCCCUCCCCCUAUACCUAGUCGACCAGGAUAUCCUUAGGUACCUCAUCUUUAGAACAAGAUUUGUAGCCCACUAGGCCAAUGACUCGAAGGGAUUAUCUUUUUAAUUUAGUCCAGCAUCAGUUUGUCUAGCAUGAACUAUUUACGUUUUCAGCUUCUUUAGAAUCUCUGAUAUAUUAAAUAUAGGUAGUAUUAGUUGGUGGAAACCAUCUUAAAAAAGCAUAAAGCAGAUCAUGGUAAUGAAGCUUUUGUGGUCCUAGGGUAGCAUCUUUAAGGGUAAUAGGUAAGAUACACUUGUCAGCAUUAUCAGUCUUCUAUAAAUCUAUAACCUUUCUUUAUAAUUACUCAACUGUGUAUACAUUACAUAGUUAGUAAAAAGAUGCAUUAUGUUGGAGCUAAAUCUGCAGGCCCAGAAUUCACAAAGUAUUCUCAGACUUAAGUUAAGAAUUUACUCAACUUUCAAUCACUGUUUAAAUGAGAAAUAUCCUUGAUCCAGAAACACAAAACUUUGCACAUAGUUUCUUACUGAUGUAUUUGAUAUAUUAAAACAAAAGUUUUAUAAAGGGCUAUAUUUUAGUUAAAAUAAGAUGAACACUUUUGAGUAAAUUUUUAAUUUAAGCCUGAGAAUGCUUUGUGAACUUGGGACCAGGUCUUUUUUCUAGCUUCUAAUGUUAUAGAAAUUGGGCAUUUUUUCACUUGACAAGUCCAUAUCAACUCUCUGGACAUCAGAUCGCUGUGAAUGGACUAAAACCCAAUCGCCAUUUAAUAAUUUUUUGUAAAAAUGGAUGAUCAAGACUUUGCUUAUUAUCGUAGCAACAGUACUCAACAAUCAAGACUAUAUUGUGAAAACUUCAAACACUUAUAACUUCGCUCAGAAUAAUGUAAUUUAACUGAAAUUUUCUAGUAUUGACUAUCAGAUUAUGGGUUAAAAUUGGUAAAUCGUGGUCAAUUAUAUUACAUUUAUUAUUGAGGGAGAUUGCAAGUUUUUAAUGUGAUAUAGACAUAAAUAUUCUUAGCGUAGUUACAUUACUUCAGUGUACUGAUUAGAAAAUUUUGGCAUUGGAAAGCAUGUUAGAAAAUAGUUUAUUUAUUUCUUUCAUAGUUUUCUGAAAAUAAAUAUUUAGUGAUAAAUAUGUAGGCCCAAUAAUAUAGUCAACCAUAAAAAAGUUAAAGAAAAAUGGUAACAAAUGUUAUAUGGAACAGAAUUCAUGACAUAACGUUAACCUUAUAAUGCUAUGCAUGUAGUUUUAUUACCUACAAAUAGUAGCAUUCACACAUGCAAAUAUGGUAAUUUGGAUGACUAUACAUGCAAAUUAGCAUAGGCCUGAACAUUAGGUUAAGAGUUAGAAUUUUACUGUGAAUUCCACUCCAUACUGGAAGAUGUAGUUUAAAAUCACAGAUGAAUAACAAAAAAAGUCUUGCUUGGAUGUUAUUUACACCAUAUGUGAUAAUCAGCAUAAUGACAUACAAAAACAAAAGAACUCCAGAAAGUGUUAACAGUUAACUUUCUGUCGAUAAUUAUAGACAAAAGAUGUUAUAAUGAAGGUUGUUAUUUUACCGAAUGCUUUCUCAUUCUAAUCAGGACAGGAAACAAAAAGAAUGUGGUUUAAUAUCUCGGCAUUGUCGUAUUAACAUUAUGGUUAGGUUUUUUUUUUUUUUACUAUGUGCAAUACUAGAGAGAAGAAUUUGGCCCUGAAUAUUAUUACUGUUACCACCUGUUCUUAUUUGCCAAUUUGUACAUGAAUUUAUCUAGAUUUGUUAAACUUAUUAUUGUUAGGCUGAUUUGACAUUCUAAACAGUAAAAUAUUAACAAUAGCAAUUGAAAAGCCCCAGGGAAGAACGAUCUAAGUCACUUUUUCAACGAACCCCAGUUAAUGGUGCCAUCUGAUAGCAAAUUGUAUAAGCUUUCUGUGGAACAAUCAAUUUCUGGUAAAAACGAUCGGAGUCACAUCGAACCAAGGCCCUUCUGAAGUGGCCUCCCAAACAAAUACAAGUCCAUCAUACCCUUUAUUUAACCUUGUUGUUCUGGUAAUUAUGAUUUAUAUUAAACAUCAUUUUAAAGUUGUUAUUAAAAUCACUCGUUCUGUUCGCGUCUUGCAUUCUCGUCCAAAAGUCUGUUUUGCCUUUUAUGCGAAAAGACAAAAAUGUGACUUUGAUCGUUCUUCCCCUGGGCUCUUCAGUUGUAUAUUAGAGUUUAAUGAAAUCAUAUAAUAUUAUACAAAUUGAAACUUAGUCAGUUCCCAGGCAUUUUAGUGAGAAGUGGUGUGGUGUGGUGUGAAAGUCGCAGCAGUGUGGAAAAAGUUUUGUAAUGACACCCAAGUGCUGUUUAGUUGCUGCCACAGGAAGUGCCAAAUUGAAUGUUUGUAGGUGUGGGACCUGUUUUCCUGUUAAAAUUGUCUAAAAUAUAUCCCUAGCUAUCAGUAGAAGCAUCCUAAAUAUUUCUUAAUUUCUAAUUCCUAUUGACAACUCAUAUUUGGUGUCGAAACAUUUUUGCUGUUUUGAAGCGUUUUGCUGUUUAAAUUUCAGUGUCUUGGGAGCAAAGCAGUUAUGGGGGCAUCUUACUCUAAGUAUUGCUUAAACAGGCAUUAUGUAAAAGCUAAAUCUGCUUAUUGCAGGUCUUUCUUUGGGCCUUAAAUUAGACAUUUAUUAACAUGACAAGACCAUAAUCACCUCUAAAUGCCAUGGAUAGCUCUGAUUUUAAGUUGAUUAGAACGGUUUGGCUAUUUAUUGAUUUAAUUUAAAAAUGGAGAAACGAGGUAAGACUGGUUAUGAUCAGUUCACACAUCUUGUCAAAACUACAACCAUGAUAACUUUGCACAAAAUAAAGUAAUUUGAAUGAAAUUUUUAACACAUUCAUUUUACAUUAUCUAUUUUUGAAAUAUUAUAGCAAAUACGGCCAAUUAUUUACCAGUCUAUGGUGGUAAAAUUUGCCCCAGCUACCCCACCACACCACCCCACUCCACUUCACUGUUAUUAAUUGGUGAGUCAUACAUGUUAUUUAUCAAUUAUGCAUAAGCAGCUAGAUGAUACAAACAAAUUUCUGUAUGUCAUAUUGUUACUUAUAAUAUCUGUAUAAUAUGAUGAUUUGUUUUUAUGUUUUAUUUAUAUAGUUGUUUAUAUUUUGUAUUUUGGUUAUAUUUGAUCCAUACUACUGUUUAUUAGCUGUGGUGUGUACAUUAUAUUAUGUCUGACGAAAUC
Molecule: messenger RNA, 7511 nt
Organism: Patella vulgata (common limpet)
Lineage: Eukaryota; Metazoa; Mollusca; Gastropoda; Patellidae
Product: synaptojanin-1
Exons: 26
Coding region: 166-4353 (1395 amino acids)
Biological process (GO): phosphatidylinositol dephosphorylation; synaptic vesicle endocytosis
Molecular function (GO): phosphatidylinositol-4,5-bisphosphate 5-phosphatase activity
Source: RefSeq, a predicted model, not a curated record